Messenger RNA from Equus caballus (horse), 7033 nucleotides. NCBI's taxonomy places the organism in Eukaryota, Metazoa, Chordata, Mammalia, Perissodactyla, Equidae. The record is from RefSeq and is a predicted model, not a curated record.
GCUUUUGUCUGAGUGAGGCAGGAGCUGCAGGAGCUACAGGAGCGUUUCGAGCAGGAGAGGGCAGGACACGCUGUCGGGCCGUGUCUAGAGAACAGACUGUGGGCAAGGGCAGAAGCAGGAGACCAGUUGGGGCGAUCGCGCAGUCCCCGCGAUGAUGGUGGCUUGGAUUGUGGGGUGGCAGUAGAAGUACAGAGACGGCGCCGGAUUCUGAGCAUCAUGAAGGGAGAGCCAACUGGAUUUGUCAUUGGAUUGGAUAUGGGCAGGAGAGAAGAGAGGAAUCAAGAAGGACUCUAAGUUUUGGUUUGAGCAACCAGAAAGAGAGAUUGGUCAUCUCCUGAGGGUUACACUAAGGACAUGGUGACAGACUUUGAUGAGAAACAUGAUGAGUAUUUAAUAUUACUUCAGCAGAGGAACCGGAUAUUAAAGCAUUUGAGAACCAAGGACCCCAUGCAGCUGAGACUGGAGCACUUGGAGCAGGGGUUCUCUGUCUACGUCAAUGGGGCCAAUUCUGAACUGAAGACGACGCCGCGGAAAGCCAUCCAUGCCGACUUCUCCAGAAGUGCCUCCCACGCUGAGGGCACACACGAUGGUGGACGAAGAACCCUGUUUCAAGAAGCUGAAGAAGCUUUAAGACGCAGUUCACGGACAGCUCCCAGCAAAGUCCAGCGCCGAGGAUGGCACCAGAAAUCCGUGCAGAUCAGAACAGAAGCGGGCCCGCGGCUCCACAUCGAACCUCCUCUAGACUAUUCUGAAGAUUUUGAGCCGUGUGAGGACGUGACUCUCAAGGCAAAAGAUGCUUCUGGGGAUCAUCCACAGGAGACCAAAUCUCCCAGCAGCACCACGCCCCGUGAUUUUAAUUUCUCCCUUCUGAAUGCACAUGGACACCCUGACCCUGCAAGCAGGACGGACAAAGAAAGGAUCCUCUUAACUAUUCAGGACGUAAUAGAGCUAAGAAAAAGCCUGGAACUUAGUGUAAAUGUACAAAGGAAACAAAAGGACUGUUGCAGUGAUGAAUAUGACUCUAUCGAAGAAGACGUACUCUCUGAGCCCGAACCUGAGGACCAUCCCGGAGAUGACCCCUCUCUUUCCAGUGGCAACUCAGCGCAGAAGGAUGUUCCUAAGAACCAGGAGACAGAAGGAUGCCCUCCCCAGGGCCUAGAUGCCCUUGUGGUACUGGAAUUUAACCCAGCUUCCAAAAGUAAUAAAAAGGAAAGGAAUUUGUCUGCUAAGCGGAAGGACAAUGCUGAGGUCUUCGUUCCCAGCAAACCUGAGCCAGUCGUGAAUCCCCAGCCCCCCAGCGUGUACCCAGGCCAGGAGAGGGCGUGCUCAAGAUCCGGAAGCCGACAAGAGAGACCCCUGUCAGCCACCCGAAAACCCGUGCACGAGGCUGAGGACCGAGAGGAAGAUGCCUCAGCCGUGCUCCGAGCCAUCCAGGUGGAGAAUGAAGCCCUGCAGAGGGCAAUCCUCAGCAGAAAGGCCGAGCCCCCUGCCAGCCCACCGCCAGUGCAGGACACGGAGGCACCACCAGCAAAAUCAUGGACCAGUCUGCUGAAGGAGAAGGAGGAGACCCCUGAGCUGCUUCCCAUUACCGUGGCAACCAGCACGCAGGAGCCGUCCAGGGCAGCAGGGGGAGCCAGAGCCGUCAGUGAAGCCAUGGACAGAAUCUGCCUUUUGGGAAGCAGACAACAGCAGAAGCUUCUGAAAGGCCUCCAGGCCGUCGAAAGUGACUCUGCCCAUCUCGGCCAGGUUGUUUCACCAACUGAGAAGCCAGUGCUGGACCCUGAGGACAAAUUGAGAAUGAAAGUAGAAGAGAUCAAAGAUGCCAUCUAUGUGACCAUGGAAAUCCUGUCCAACUGGGGCAAUGCGUCCUGGGUGGGUCUCACAGAAGUCGAGUUCUUUGACCUGAACCACACAAAGCUUUAUGUGUCACCUCAUGACGUGGAUAUCCGGAACACGGACGCACCCGGGGACCUGGGCCACCUGGUCAAUAGGAACUUAGCUAGCAAGAAAGACCCCUCCUUGUGGACGUGCCCCUUCCACCCACCACUCCAGCUCUUCUUUGUUAUCCGCAACACGAGACAGCUGCAUGACUUUGGUCUAGCCAAGAUCAAGGUUUGGAAUUACUGGACGGCUGACGGUGAUCUUGACAUUGGUGCCAAGAACAUGAAGCUUUAUGUCAACAAAAAUCUCGUCUUUGAUGGCAAAUUAGACAAAGGAGGUGGAGAGGGCCCGGCUGACCAGAGCAUCCUGGUUGGCCUGAAGAAUGAGAAGAAUGAAAGAAUAGAGAAGACCGUUGAUGCCCAGUCAGAAGAAAGCAAAGAGGCCCACAAGAUGGCUGGCAGGGACGAGGACAAGGAGCUUAGUGUUGGUCACUCACUACCAGCUGGAGCAGUAGUGGAUGCGAAAGUUUCCUCACAAGGAACUCUACUUGGUGAAAGGAUGAACUCUCCCGAUUGCAUGAACAACAGUUUGUCCAAGUCAAAGGAACAUUUCAGCUUGUUAGCAGCCCCAGCCUCGAUGGGCGGCGUGCCCGGUGCCCCUCCCCUCUCCCCACCUGAGGAAUGCCCUCCUCUGGACCAGGAGCUCUUGCUGAUCCAACAGCUGGAAAACCUCAGGGGCAGAAAAGUCUCUGAGCCGCCAGGGAAAACCCCACCCUGGUUACAUCCUUCUCCCACAGGGAGAGGCAGGAAGCCCAAACCCCUCUGGCUGAGUCCCGAGAAGCCGCUGGACUGGAGAGGCAGGCUUUCCUCAGAUGACUUCAUUGGUGAGGGUCCUGGGGAGAUGGAGGCUGGGGAUAAAGGCCCCAGGCGUGAGCCAAGGAGAGCGAGCAGCUGGAAUGUCAUCGCUGACACGAGAGCCCAGAGAGUGACCCGCAAAGUCUGCGAUGAUGACUUCGACAUCUUCAGCCAGCCCUCCAACAGGGAGCGCCCUGCUAGUGGGAGGAGGGGCCUGAGGAAGGGCGCCCUCAGCAGCAGCCCUGGGGACGGCCUGCCAGCCAGCAGAGAAGAUGCCUGGUCCACCAGGAUGCCACCCCGGACCCCGUGGUGCAGUGAGCAGGAGCACACACUGCAUGAGUCAUGGGACUCCCUCAAUGCCUUUGACCGCUCCCACCGGGGACGCAUCUCCAACAUGGAGUUCCAGGGGGACAUCCUGGAUGAGUUCCUGCAGCAGCAGAAGAGCAGCCGGCACAGUGACCAGCCGCUCCCCUGGAAGGAGAAGCUGGAGCCCAUGAAAGGGCAGGACAGCUGCUUCCUAGAGAUUGAUGACGCGAGCGACUUUAAAAUCCCUGUCUUGCCUUAUGGACAGCACUUGGUCAUUGACAUCAAGUCUACGUGGGGGGACAGGCACUAUGUUGGCCUUAACGGAAUAGAAAUAUUCAGUUCCAAGGGAGAGCCAGUGCAAAUUGCAAACAUUCAGGCAGACCCCCCUGACAUCAAUAUUUUACCAGCCUACGGGAAAGACCCCCGUGUGAUCACCAACCUCAUAGACGGGGUGAACAGGACCCAGGACGACAUGCACGUCUGGCUGGCCCCCUUCACGCCGGGGAAGUCCCACUCCAUCUCCAUCGACUUCACGCACCCUUGCCAAGUCGCCCUGAUCAGGAUUUGGAAUUACAAUAAAUCACGGAUACAUUCCUUCCGCGGCGUGAAGGACAUCACGAUGCUGUUAGACGUGCAGUGCAUCUUUAAAGGAGAAAUUGCCAAGGCCUCGGGAACCCUGACAGGAGCCCCAGAGCACUUUGGAGACACAAUCUUGUUCACGACUGAUGAAGACAUUCUCGAGGCCAUCUUCUGUUCUGAUGAGACCUUUGACGUGGACGUGGAGGGCCUCUGCGGCCCGCAGUGCGAGGAGGCGCUGAGGAGGCCCAGCACGGCCGACGGCGACGGGGAGGAGAGGCCCUACACCCAGGCCGGCUCGGGGGCUGCUGACCGGGUCCUGGAGCUAGAGCUGCCACCCAGUACCCCCGUUCCUGAAGUCACUACUCCGGAGCCAGGCAUCUACCAUGGGAUCUGCCUUCAGCUGAACUUCACUGCCUCCUGGGGGGACCUGCACUACCUGGGGCUCACAGGCCUGGAGGUGGUGGGCAAGGACGGCCAGGCCCUGCCCAUCAGCCUGCACCAGAUCUCCGCCUCUCCCAGAGACUUAAAUGACCUCCCCGAGUACACCGAUGAUUCCCGGACCCUGGACAAGUUAAUCGAUGGAGCCAACAUCACGAUGGAGGAUGAGCAUAUGUGGCUGAUCCCCUUCUCGCCGGGGCUGGACCACCUGGUCACGAUCCACUUCAACAAAGCCGAGAGCAUCGCGGGCCUGCGCUUCUGGAACUACAAUAAAUCUCCUGAGGACACCUAUCGAGGGGCCAAAAUCGUCCACGUCUCCCUGGACGGCUUGUGCGUCUCCCCUCCCGAGGGCUUCCUCAUCCGGAAGGGGCCGGGCAACUGCCACUUUGAUUUUGCUCAAGAAAUCCUCUUUGUGGACUACCUCCAGGCUCGACUGCCUCCCCAGCCGGCCCGGAGGCUCGACACAAAAAGCCUGGAGCGGGCGAGCAUGGACUACGAGGCGCCGCUGAUGCCGUGUGGCUUCAUUUUCCAGUUUCAGCUCCUGACCAGCUGGGGUGACCCCUAUUACAUCGGUCUCACUGGCCUGGAGCUGUACGACGAGCACGGAGAGAAGAUCCCCCUGUCGGAAAACAAUAUCGCCGCCUUCCCCGACAGUGUGAACUCCCUGGAGGGUGUGUGUGGGGACAUCCGGACCCCUGACAAGCUCAUCGACCAAGUGAACGACACCAGUGACGGCAGACACAUGUGGCUGGCUCCCAUCCUGCCGGGCCUGGUGAACCGGGUUUAUGUGAUUUUUGAUCUGCCUACCACCGUGUCAAUGAUCAAACUGUGGAAUUAUGCGAAAACACCCCAUCGAGGGGUGAAGGAGUUUGGCCUGCUGGUGGACGACUUGCUCGUGUACAACGGGAUCCUAGCCAUGGUGGGCCACCUGGUCGGGGGCAUCCUGCCCACGUGUGAGCCCACAGUGCCCUACCACACUAUCCUCUUCACCGAGGACGCGGACAUCUGUCACCAAGAGAAACACACCACCACCAGUCAUCACGUGGAGGACCAGGAUGUCCAGAUGAUGAAUGAAAACCAAGUCCUUACCAACUCAAAAAGGAAGCAGAGUGCGGUGGACCCAGCCUUACGCCCCAAAACCUGCAUAAGUGAGAAGGAGACGGCAAGACGGUGGCGGUGCUGAUGGGCUGAGGCAGGAGAGCUGGUCCUCUCAUCCAGCAGGGGAACCUGUCACUGGCCCCCACUCAGUACCCGUGUCCCCCGCUGCAUCCUCAGUGUCAGCCAGCUGGAACCCCAGGGGCUGGAAGAGAGCUGCGGCCAGGACGGGGGCCCACUGGGGAAAAGGGACUCGAGGGGUGGACGGCCCUGGAAAUGGCAGCAGUUACAACAGGAGGAGGAAGGAGCUGCUGCUGCAGAGUGUGUGUGGCCUUCGCCUCCCCCACAGCGACCCCGGGGACACCUGGCUUGGUGCCUCUCCUGUAAGAUCCAGCAGAGCGGGGCCCAUGUCCACUCAGGCCUGUUGUGGGACGCCUGGGCUGGGCCUGACUGGGGCCAGGACAGUGAAGGGAACUGGGGAGGCCUCCUUUCCAGCCUUGUCAGGGCCCUGAGUAUGGCUGAGCAGGACAGAGGGGACCAGGCCUCCAACACCGACAUGCGUGGGAUGUGCCAGGAGGCUCUGCCUUCAGAGGCCAAAGCUGAGGCGCCAACAACUCCCCCCGCCACACACACACCCCUGCCUCAUUUGGGGGCUGGCACAGUGGCUGAGAGAGUGGGAUUGUUCUGUGGACCCCGGAAAUGUCUAGCCAGGACUGCUAUAAGGCCCUCACUCAUCCCGGGUCCCACCCAGGCCCAGUUGAGAAGGAGGGAUGCCUUGGGGGAUCUGGCCCUGCAGGGGCCUCUGUCCUCUUCUCAGGCCUGAGAAGGGGUUGGCUGAUGGCAUGGGUCCUGCUGAGGGAAGGAGGGGAGCUGUACCCCCGCCAUCCAGAUCUGGGCCCUCAGGAUGGGGCCCAACAGGAUGGGCAGGCGGGCAGCUCAGAGCCCACAGGGCAGUGGGGCCCCUCCAGAUGCCCUCUGGAUGCAGGGCAGGGGGGCCGAGGACCAGUGCCACAGACCACCCUCCAGCCUAGAGGCCACCUCCCUUGCCCUUGAGCUUUGUCUGGAGGGCGGGGCCGCUCUUUUAUGAUCUGAUCCAGGCUUUUCUUGCUCGCUUCUUCCUUCCUGUUCACGCCUGUGCCCUUGGAGUCAGGCGAUGGGGUUCUUGUUAUCGGGACCCCGCCCCUCCGCCCUCUUCCAGCAGCUUCCCAGCGAGUUGGAAAUGUGCCUCGCACCCCAGCUGAGUGAAGACCAGAGCGCAUCUAUUUCCAUCAAUGUAACAAGCUCGGAUCAGGGACCUAAUUGGUUUCCCAGUGGUGGGUAAUUUCUCCUUCCCAAUAUUAAUCCGUUGUUUUCCUGGCGCCCAGCCCGGCCCGCCGCGGUACUGUACUCGACGUACGUUCCUAUGCAACCGAGAGCCCCAGCAAAUACUUUACGAGCUUUGCAGCUUCAGCUCGAGCAGCUAUGCAAAUGCACUUUUCAUUUGGAGCGCUGGGCCAACGUGAAGAUAAGAACUGUUUCUCCCGGAGAAGAUCCAUCAUUUCUGUAGCUUCCAAGCCCCCUGCUUCUCUGCCCACCUCCCACGUGUGGCGAGCGCCUCAGGGCUUUUGACUCCCAGGAGAGCUGACUCCUGGGGGAGCUGGGGGCUGAUCAGACCAGCUCUUAGGGACCAAAACCGGUGCCACUGCUUCCGAGGGAGCCCCGCUCUCCCUUCCCACCCAGGCUCGGGCACAGGUCAGGUUUGUCAGGAGAUUGUGCGAACACGGCUCCCAGAAUCUCCAUGGAUGUUUGUCAUUACUGUAUGCACCGUGCAAUUUAGGAGGGAAGAAAGGCCGUGUAGACAUUAACUCUAAAAUAAAUUCCUAUUUUCUUCUCUUGCAAAA